Molecule: messenger RNA, 1094 nt
Organism: Coffea arabica (coffee)
Lineage: Eukaryota; Viridiplantae; Streptophyta; Magnoliopsida; Gentianales; Rubiaceae
Product: peroxidase 31-like
Biological process (GO): hydrogen peroxide catabolic process; response to oxidative stress
Molecular function (GO): peroxidase activity; heme binding
Source: RefSeq, a predicted model, not a curated record
AUGGCUUUAACAGCUGCUGCUUUACCAUUCUUUGUUUUGGUGUCUUCAAUAUGCAUUGAUGUUUCCUCAGCCUCCCAAUCCCAUUACCGGCAAAUUCGGCCCCCGCAGCUCACCACCAACUAUUAUCAGAAAAGCUGCCCCAGAUUUGAGCAGAUCAUACAAGACACCACCACUAACAAGCAGAUCAGCUCCCCCACCACCGCCGCCGCCACCCUCCGCCUCUUCUUCCACGACGCCCUCCUCCAAGGCUGCGACGCCUCCGUCCUCAUCUCCUCCACUCCCUUCAACAAGGCAGAACGCGACGCCGACAUUAACCUCUCUCCUGGCGACGGCUUCGACGUCGUCGUCCGCGCCAAGACCGCCCUCGAGCUCGCCUGCCGCGUCGUCUCCUGCGCCGACAUCUUGGCCGUCGCCACCCGCAACCUGGUCACCAUGGCCGGCGGCCCUUACUACCCGGUUAGACUCGGCCGCCGGGACGGUUUAGUCUCCAAAGCAUCCGCCGUCCAAGGAAAUCUUCCCCUCCCCACAAUGUCCCUGACUGAAAUCAUCAAAAUAUUCGGGUCCAGGGGCUUUUCGGUCCAAGAAAUGGUGGCGCUCUCCGGCGCUCACACCAUAGGAUUCUCGCAUUGCAAGGAAUUCAGCUCAAACAUCUACAACUACAGCAGGGCCUUAGAGUCGGAUCCCUCCUACAACCCGAGGUUCGCGGCGGCAUUGAGAAAUGCUUGUGCGGAUUACAAGAAGAAUCCGACGUUGUCGGUGUUCAACGACGUAAUGAGCCCGAACAAGUUCGACAAUAAGUACUUCCAGAACUUGCCGGAGGGGCUGGGGGUUUUGUCGUCGGACCGAAGCUUGCACUCGGAUGAGAGGACGAGGCCGUACGUGGAGCUGUACGCUAAGGAUCAGGAUGCAUUCUUCAAGGCAUUUGGUCUGGCAAUGCAGAAGCUGAGCGAGUAUGGUGUGAAGACUGGAGGGGAAGGUGAGAUUAGACGAAGGUGCGAUGCUUUCAACAACUGAUCGAGUGCAAUACUGUGAAAAAUUCAGGGAGGGACUGUACGUUUAAAUAUUUUGGUUGAUCUCAGCUCUUCUUUCGUUCU